Molecule: messenger RNA, 615 nt
Organism: Armigeres subalbatus
Lineage: Eukaryota; Metazoa; Arthropoda; Insecta; Diptera; Culicidae
Gene: ND-B17.2
Product: probable NADH dehydrogenase [ubiquinone] 1 alpha subcomplex subunit 12
Exons: 4
Coding region: 108-545 (145 amino acids)
Biological process (GO): mitochondrial respiratory chain complex I assembly; response to oxidative stress
Cellular component (GO): membrane
Source: RefSeq, a predicted model, not a curated record
AGAACAUACUGCUGGUGCUUUGAGAUAGAAUUCAGAUACGUCGUAUAGGUUUGUUCUUGAGCAUCUUGGUUUCGAAAAUUUUUCAACCUUUCUGUUUUGCUAUCAGGAUGGCUCGCUACGUAGGAUUGGAUAAAUUGGGGAAGCUGUUUGGCUAUGUUCGGGAUAACGGAGGAAUUCGUGCCAGCUUGUACAAACUGUAUAGGAUGGAUGAAAUGAAGGCCGGUCGUUUGGUUGGGCAAGAUAAGUACGGUAAUAAGUAUUACGAAGAUCCGUCUCAGUUCUACGGUAGGAAUCGAUGGGUUGAAUACGCUCCCCACUUCAACCUGGAAUACGACGGUUCGCAAAUCCCUGCUGAAUGGUUCGGAUGGAUGCACUAUAAGACCGAUUUGCCACCGAAUCGCGAUGGAUUGCGCCCACAUUACUCGUGGAUGGCUGACCAUAGUGAAAAUGUUUCCGGGACUAAGGAAGCCUACAUGCCCUAUUCUACAACUCGCCCCAAAGUAGAUGCAUGGGAUCCCAAGAAGCCAGCGGAUAAAUUGGACUAGAAACGAAGUGAAUGAUUGAAUAAUGUUUAAUAAUCCCUUGCAUUAGCAGAAUCCAUCGUUGAUAUCGUAA